AUGGAUUACUGGAUCCGAUUGAUGUCAUUACUGGAGAAUGUUGGUCUGUCUGAUUCGGUGGAUGAUUUUCUGGCGUGGUCGGGGAAGGGAGAUGGAUGUUCACCGCUAAAGCUUGCAGGAGGAAACAGUUCAACAUUUGUUCAUAUCGUGUCUGGUUGCAUGGACCUAUGGAGCAGUUUCUGGAGGUUAUGGGGAGUCUCGUCAGUUUUGCCUAAAGAUCCAGUUUCUUUGUUGUCUUCAUGGUCGGACUUAAGGCCAAAGUCAAUAAUAUGGAGCUUUAUACCGGGGGUUGACUCUCUUGUUAGGGACCCUACACUUGCUGACAAGCAUCAGACUAGGGAACCUAAAAGGAUGAAGGAUCAGGGAUGGCUUCCUCCUCCACUUCAUUUUUUUAAAGUUAACGUUGAUGGGGCAGUUAGUGGGGAUGGGCUGCUGGGGGGAAUUGGGGGCAUUUUAAGAUACUCGGAAAGGAAAAUUCUUGGGUCUUUCUCGCACGCUGUUGGUCCAGGUCCUCCUCCACUCGCCGAGCUGAAAGCCAUUGAGAAAGGCAUUGACUUCUCUCUCGUCGGAAUGGGCGAUGAAAGAAAGGUUAAUUAUUGA
Hibiscus syriacus is the source of this 600-nucleotide messenger RNA. RefSeq lists its product as uncharacterized. NCBI's taxonomy places the organism in Eukaryota, Viridiplantae, Streptophyta, Magnoliopsida, Malvales, Malvaceae. The coding region runs from base 1 to 600 and encodes 199 amino acids. The transcript is spliced from 3 exons. The record is from RefSeq and is a predicted model, not a curated record.